CCACCCCAAACACCAGGGAAGGACAGGGGCUAUAUUUGGCCAGAGCAGGGGAUCAGUCACUGGUAGAAUACGCACCUAACUUCUUGUGUAUUUCACGGGCAUUUUCCCCAGCUGAUCAUUUCGACCAAAAGAAGAUCAUUACAUUGUUUCUUUUAUGAAUCUUGCAAAUUAUUCUUACUUCUCUGGCAUGUGCAACAUGACCGCUGAGACGCAGCACUCGCCUGCCGAGGCGAGUCCUGUUGUCAUGUCUCCAAAUGUGAGCCUGGACUCAUCGCUGCCUCCGCCGCCUCUGAUGCUGCAGGCCCGGUCAAAGGACAAUGUUUUGAUCAAGUCUGAGCCCCGGGGGAACAGUCCAAACACGGAUGAUGGAGCCGCUCUGGGGCAGACUGAGGAGCACCUGCCCACCGGGAGCCGCCGGAGGAAGAGGCCCGUCCAGAGGGGGAAACCUCCCUACAGCUACAUCGCUCUCAUCGCCAUGGCCAUUGCCAACUCUCCCGAGAGAAAGCUCACCCUGGGGGGCAUUUAUAAGUUUAUCAUGGAGCGGUUUCCUUUCUACAGGGAGAACUCCAAGAAGUGGCAAAACUCCAUCCGCCACAACCUCACCCUCAACGACUGUUUUGUGAAGAUCCCCCGGGAGCCCGGCAGACCAGGUAAAGGCAACUACUGGACUUUGGACCCCGCCGCUGAGGACAUGUUUGACAACGGGAGCUUUUUGAGGAGAAGGAAAAGAUUCAAGCGCACAGAUGUGAGCACCUACCCCGGCUACAUGCAAAGCUCCAGCGCGUUCACCCCAACUCCAAUGGGCAGGCCCUCGUACCCUAACACCCUGUACGCUGGGAUAGGGUCUGGUUAUGGCUCUCAGCUGACUGCCACAUCCCCGCAUCCGGGCAUGCUCCAUCACUACCAGACCUCCGCCGGGGUCGGUCAAGGACAGUCGCGCAUGUUCAGCAUCGACAACAUCAUCAGCCAGCAGACGGUGGUGCAGGGUGGCCCAGGGGGAGAGCUCAACUCCCAAGCGCUGGGGCUGGGCGCAGGUGACCUGGGCUCCAUGACCUCCAGCUGCUCGGUCACCGGCACCGACCCGUCUGCGUGCUUCCAGACCCAGACUGUCAACCCCUCAGCGAACAUGCUGAGCAGAAACAGCGGGAACCUCACAUCCAACCUGGCUGCCGGGUACCCGUACUCCUCUUCGGCCUCUCCUCCAAACCUGCCCACCAUGACCCAGUCCGGUUUCUCAGGGAGCUCUCAAGUGUACUGCUCCGGCAACCGGCUGGCCCUGCGCCCGGGCUCCUGCGCCGAGCACACAGAGCAGCUGCUGGGCCUCUCCAGCCCCAUGAACUCCUACAACAACACCUACAUGAGACAGGCCAACUUUGCGUCAGGGUUAGAGCGGUAUAUGUGAAACAGUAUUUGCCCAAAAAGGUCCUAAUUAAUUAUAGGCUAGUCCCAUAUUAAAGGAAUUUGCCCUCAAUGAGUUCGUAUGAGAUGAAACACAAUAGGUCUGGUAACACAAUAUAAAAAGAACCCUAUCAGAAUAUUAUUGGGAAGUAAUAUAAAUGUCUUAAAUUACCUACUAUUAUGUCAUAAUAGACUCAUUAAACGACAGAUUUAUAAGUUCCUGUAAGAAAUUCGGUGAUUCCUUUUUGCCGAGAACAGAAACGAUGACACAAAAUGACCGAGCCUCAUGAUAAAACAUUCCUAUUUUAAAAGGUGUAAAGCCAUUUAGAUCCGUUUGACACAUUCCAUGACUGUAUCUCAGAGAGUUUAAUGUGUUUUAUUGUGCCACAUUUCGUUCAUAUGUGUUUUAGAGUUUGUUUUGAAGUUUACAUGUGUUUGUUUUAUCAUCCAAGUCUUUCAUGUAAAUAGUUUGUUGAUGUAUAAAAACUUUAUUAAAAGAAAAGAGUGUUAUCAUUGCUGACGACAGGUCGCCUGAA
This is a messenger RNA of Siniperca chuatsi (mandarin fish), 1934 nucleotides long. RefSeq names its product forkhead box E3 (gene foxe3). Gene Ontology annotation, biological process: anatomical structure morphogenesis; cell differentiation; regulation of transcription by RNA polymerase II. The transcript has a single exon. Gene Ontology annotation, molecular function: RNA polymerase II cis-regulatory region sequence-specific DNA binding; DNA-binding transcription factor activity, RNA polymerase II-specific. The record is from RefSeq and is a predicted model, not a curated record. Lineage: Eukaryota; Metazoa; Chordata; Actinopteri; Centrarchiformes; Sinipercidae. The coding region runs from base 155 to 1402 and encodes 415 amino acids.